UGGAGUGAGAGGAAAAGAGAGAGGAAAAUUUAUAUUUGGAAAAAUUUCUCCAAGAAUAAAAGGAAUAAUUUUUAUAAAAAAAUCUAGCUGACAACGACCUCGAAGCCUCACGCUAAUGGCUUCGUUUGCCUUCCUCAUCCGAUCUCCAGUUCAUCGGAAUCGCUUGGCCGAUCGAGGAUGCCUGCAUUAGGGUUAGGGUUGGAAGGGGAUACGUUCGCAGCGGCGCAGAAGCGGCAGACAAGGAGGUUAUCGUGACGGCGACGGCGGAACAAGGUCGGAGCGGCGAUGGAGGCGGCAUUUUUUCUUCCACUCCCGGAAGCGUUGCUGAUCCUUGUUCCUACGGAUCCGGCGACGUUGCUGUAAUGUUUUUUAAUCUAUAGUUCCUUCUCUUUCUCUAUUUGGUAUCACCCUUUCCGGAAUCCAAAAUGUUGGCUAUUUUUCUCGUUAGAAUUUCGGACAUGGAAACAUGGAUUAAAAUAGUGAGCACCAUGCGAAACAAGGUUUUGCAGUUUUACUGUUCCCAUAGAGAUUGCGAAGACUCUGAAGAGUGAUUUAAGGCCAGUAUGAACCUUCUCUGAGAGAGUUUUGCAUGUGUUUUCCUAGUAAUUUGCUCUAUGGAAUUCUUCCAUGUCGUAUUGUCGGUCAUUCUUUAAUGUAAAGGAGUCAACAGAUCUGAGGUCUGGCUAAAUCUGCUAUGAAAAUCAUGUGGCCGAAGUACAAUAAUGCAAGCAAAUCGGAUCCGAUGAGAAAAGGCAUAGGAAAAAAGAAGAACAAAAAGAAAGAACUUUUUUUUUGUCAAAGAGAUGAUGCCCUUUUUGCUCUUCCUUCUUCAUGCCGGUCUCAGUUUAUGUAGCGCGUGUAACCGCAUGAUUUGCCUUCCUUCUGUUUGAAUGGAGACGCUUCGACCUUUUCUGUGAUUGCUGCAGCAGCCUUUGGCGUUACGUGAGCACGCCGGUGGUGGCCCUCCUGCUGAUCCCGGUCCAGAGAGCAGGGCUUCCUAUUUGCCUGUUCGCCUAGCUCCCGCCCAAGGCCACUGCCCGUCGACCACCUACUAAUCGCUCCAAAGCUUUACUCGGGUAUCGCAUUUCACCAGAUGAUUUUGUAGAAAGAGAAGGGAAAAUAGACGAAGAAAGAGAAAAACGAGGAGUUAGGAAAGCCAUCAUCUUCACAUCCAUCAGCGCACAUAUUUUUCUCACGCUCUCCAAGACGUAGCGGUACAGAUCUGAAGCCGCUGCUUUGCCCAGUAGAAAGCCGCGGCGGAGGUAGUCCGUCUCGCUCGAUUUCGGCGGGCAGAGAGCCGAUGCUCUGGCCUCUGGCCCCCACUAGCGGCGUAGCAGCAGAGAUGAAGAAGAGCUCCGCCGCCUCGUCUCGGAGCAGAUCGGGCACGUUCACAAGCCCCGGAACGCCCACCUACCGGCACGGCGCUGGGGCGGCAGCGUAUCAGAAGGGGUGGUGUUCAGAGCGAGUGCCUCUGCCGGCGCAUAACAACCGGAGGUAUGGUGGCGGCGGCGUCCUCUUGCAGUUUGCUAAUGGAAGGGCUUUACCCUCCAAAUGGGAGGAUGCAGAGAGAUGGAUUUUUAGUCCCGUCUCAGGUGAUGGAGUUGGAAGGCCGUUUGUUCAAUCGCAUCACCGGCGUCCCAAGUCAAAGAGUGGACCGCUUGGUCCUCCGGCGGGGCUUGGACUAAGAGGCAGCAACUAUUCAUUGGCUUCGCCGCUAGUACCUUGUUUUGACAGUGGCAGGGUUGGGAAUUUUGCGGCGAACUCGCCGUUCCUAGCUGGAGUUCUUAUUCCAGAACGGGGGUUUUCUGGCAAUGGUGGUAGAGGAAGAGGAAACUGCAGAGGAGGAAUAGGACUAGUUGGUGGUGCUAUGGAAGGGGAUGGAAAAGCUAAUUCUACCACUGGGGAGCCUUCCAUGUUCCGAUCUGCUAGUGUCCAUGGUUGGUCAGAUAAUCUUAUCGAGUCAUCGUCCUCCAUUCCCAGUUCUCAGGAUGGCAAGUUUGACUGUAGCAGAGAAGCAGCAUCUAUGAUCUCCUCUUCAAUUUUAAGGAAGGAUGUUGCAACUCAGAUGAGCACAGAUGGAAGCACUUCCUCCUCUCCCAGAGAAAAACCUUCUUCCCCCUCCUCUGCCUCAGCUUCUGCAAUUGAGGAGCUAGCUAGCCACUUUUCAAAGCUUGAGGUCAGGGAUGUGCAGGUAGAUGACAGUGUUACUGUAACCAGGUGGUCCAGGAAACACACAGCACAAGACUCCAACAGGCAGUCACCAAGAAUCAUAAGGUGGAAGAAAACUGAGGGAAAAACUUGUGCUUGGGAUGUUAGCAAGACGGCAAAUUCUAUUUCAGAGAAAAAGAGAGAGGAGGCCAAGAUCACUGCAUGGGAAAACCUGCAAAAGGCAAAAGCUGAGGCAGAGAUCAGAAAACUAGAGAUGAAGCUAGAAAAGAAAAGAUCUUCCUCGAUGGAGAAAAUUUUGAAUAAGCUUAGAUUGGCACAGAGUAAAGCUCAGGAGAUGAGAAGUGAUGUGGCUGCAUUUCAAGAAAACCAGGUUAUGAGAAAUAAAAAGGCUUCACACUUCCGCAAGAACGGCCAGAUCGGUUCUUUCAGUGGAUGCUUCACGUGCCAUGCCUUCUAGUUCUCGAUGGUUUCAACCACACAUUUUUGUAAAACAAAAGCAGUGUGUAGUAUUUGCUGUCUUCCUGCCUGAGAUGGAGACCUAAAGUGUCAUAUUUGAUGCUUUACUCAAGAAACUUCAAUCUAUCCAGUAAUUGGCUAGUUUCUGAAAAAAACCAUCACUGGCAAAUGCUCAAGCGACAGGACGGUUUGAUCAAAACUAGUUCACUAUCUUCUGUAAUUUCAAAUAAUGGUAUAACGGGGAUUCAAGAGAUGAGAGAGCUAUCAUUCACAUGCACUACCAUUUUUGUCUGAGCACGAGGAAAAUGCUUGAUACAUCCAAGUUCUUGUCAUCCAAAGCCUUAACAUUAAUGAUCAUCGUCAUUGAGUUGUUAAUCCCUACUCUGUCUUUGGAGUAAGUUGCUUAAAAUUUUCUUCAUAGUAAUUCUACAACCAGGAUGACUGUGAACUGGCAUUUGGUUUGGUACUAUGGAUGAACGGCAACUAUCAUGCGAUAACUAAGAAUUCAAAUGUGUUUUCAUUGACAA
This is a messenger RNA of Zingiber officinale, 3152 nucleotides long. RefSeq lists its product as uncharacterized. Bases 1301 to 2626 code for a protein of 441 amino acids. NCBI's taxonomy places the organism in Eukaryota, Viridiplantae, Streptophyta, Magnoliopsida, Zingiberales, Zingiberaceae. The record is from RefSeq and is a predicted model, not a curated record. The transcript has 7 exons.